AUGUCACGGUGUCAGGCCGUCGCGCGGCCGCUCGCAAGGCAAUUGCGGCAGCCAUGCGCAGUCCGGCCAUUCACGACGGGCGCGCCUCGAGCCGCUGAGGUUCAGGACCAAGCUGCUGCCAAAGAACCCAGCGCCUUGGAUCUGAAUCCCGAUACUGUCCUUCCAGAGUUCGAAGCCCAACUGAUCAAAGCCGGAAAGAUGCCAAUUGGCUCGAGAAGACGACGGGUGGCGAUGCGCACGACCCAGGAUAUCCCCUUCGAGCAGUUGCCGUACCAGGCGUUUCAGGAGGCCAGGAAGAUUUUGGCCGCUGAUCGCGACGACAAGCUGGCCAAGAUUAGAUCCGAACUGGAGAAAAUUGCGAAAUUGGAGAAGAAGGAUGCAACCGAUGUUAAAGGUGGGCAGAAGAUGAAGGAUACCAAGCUGGCCAGCUUGAGGAGGGAGGUGGAGCGAUUGAAGCUGCUGGCGGAUUCGAAUGACCCCUUGGUCAAGAAGCGAUUUGAAGACGGAUUAGGCGACAUGAACAAGCCGAUUUACCGGGCUCUUGCCGAGAAGAAAUGGCGUUCGUACGAUCACCGCCUCAUCACCCAGCGAAUCAAGCAGUUCAACAUCGUUCCUGAUGUUCUGCCCAAGCUCGAACCUACCGCCGACGUCCAGCUGUUCUUCCGCCAGUCCAAAAUUGCCCCUGGCGAAAUCGUGGACAGUCUUGUGAGCGAGAAUGCUCCCCGCCUGCGUGUUCAAGUCUUCGACAAGGGCGAGCGCCUGGUCACCAUUGUUGUUCUGGAUUCCGACGUUCCCGACAUCGACAACGACAGCUUCGCCAAGCGAUGCCACUACCUCGCUGCCAACAUCCCCAUCAGCCCAACCCAGACGUCUCUCCCGCUGAGCAAGAUUCUCGCCGACGAUCAGCUGGCCGUCCCCUGGAUGCCGGCGUUUUCACAGAAAGGCGCUCCUUACCACAGACUGGGUAUCUAUCUCCUCGAGCAGAAGCCCGGCGAGAAGAUUGACGUCUCCAAGCUGAAGGAGCUGUAUUCUGCGCGGGACAAUUUCUCUCUCAAGUCGAUGCGCACCAAGUUUGGCCUCACACCAUUUGGCUUCAACAUUUUCCGAUCUGUGUGGGAUGAGAAUACGGCUGCCGUCAUGGCACGUCAUAGUAUCCCUGGCUCUGAGGUCGAGCUACGUCCUACGCGGGUGCACAGCUUGAAGCCUCCUGUGAAGCCUCGUGGUUGGGAAGCCAAGCGGCAGGGUCCCAAGUACCGUCAUCUUUGGAAGUAUACCAAGCGUAUCAAGGGUAUUUCCAAUGCCAGGGGCUGGAUCAAGAGGAGGUAA
Messenger RNA from Pochonia chlamydosporia 170, 1326 nucleotides. RefSeq names its product ribosomal protein 35. The transcript has 2 exons. Bases 1 to 1326 code for a protein of 441 amino acids. The record is from RefSeq and is a predicted model, not a curated record. NCBI's taxonomy places the organism in Eukaryota, Fungi, Ascomycota, Sordariomycetes, Hypocreales, Clavicipitaceae.